Penicillium salamii is the source of this 1335-nucleotide messenger RNA. NCBI's taxonomy places the organism in Eukaryota, Fungi, Ascomycota, Eurotiomycetes, Eurotiales, Aspergillaceae. The record is from the annotation of a GenBank genome assembly.
AUGUGGAUCAACUGCGGCAAGCUAUCUGACUUCACUCAGGCCAGAUAUGUGGUUCGCCUCAACACCGGCAAGAAACUGGUCCUCUUCCGCCUACCGACGAUCGAUCCGUCAAAUCUAAAAGUCAACGACACAAACGAUGGCUGGUCAUAUUACGCCAUGGAGGCGGAAUGCCCGCACGCAGGCGGGCCCAUGGCAGACUCGUCAGUGGAUAUUGAGGAUUUGGCAUACGUUGCAUCCUGCCCGUGGCAUGCCUACGAUUUCAACGUAGAGACUGGAGAGUCGAGCGUGGGUCUCAAGGCAUGUACAUUCCCCGUUGAUGUGCGGGGGGAGUUCGUUGCGCUUGAUUUCCCGGUUGAGGACGGCGCAUCCGUCUCACUUGCCAGUGUGGAUCCGGUCAGCGAGAAAAUCAAAUUGAAGAACCCGAGACCAUCAGAGAAACCCGCCGCACCCAGUCGCGAAGACCCAGGAAUGGCGCGAUACCUCGACGACAGCGCAACGCUCUGCGAUUGGGCGGCGCACAUCCUCAACACCGCUAACCCAGAGCACAAGAUCGAGCUGACAACGCACCUGUUUUCCAUUUUCGUCGAGAGAGAAAACACAGACUCACCGAUGCCACUUGGCCGAGGAACCGUGACAGCGCCGGACCAACCACCACGGGAGAAGAUGGAGAUUGUGGACCCGGGACAGAUGCCGAGGCCAGGAAAGGGCGGGACACUGAAGAGCAGAAUCAACAUGCUCCAUGCACUAGCCAACAUCGAGCUCUGGGCUAUCGAUCUAGCCAUCGACAUCUGCAUCCGAUUCGCGACCUUCCAAACAACCGGCACAUCCCAAGAACUUCCGCGCACCUUCUUCCACGACUGGUUGAAGGUCGCAAACGACGAGGCCAAACACUUCUCACUUUUGCGCACGCGUCUGGAAGAAAUGGGCGCUGCCUUUGGUUCUCUCCCCGUCCACCACAGCCUGUGGUAUUCCGCGACAGAAACGGCACACGAUCUGCGCGCGAGGAUCAGCAUCGUCGCGUUGGUCCACGAGGCGCGUGGUCUGGACGUUAACCCUAUGACGAUUGCGAAGUUCCGGCGGGCCGGCGAUGGUGCAAGCGUUGAUACUUUGGAGAUCAUUCACAAUGAUGAGAUUACACAUGUCACCACCGGACACCGCUGGUUGACUUGGAUUUGCGAUCAGGAAGGAACGGAUCCUGUCCAGGUGUUCCGGACCAACGUGAAGAAACACUUCAACGGUCCGAUCCGGGGACCUUUCAAUGAGGAGGCCCGUCUGCAGGCUGGUAUGGAUAAGCGGUAUUAUGACUUCGGACCCAGCCAAGUCAUGGCUUCAUGA